This is a messenger RNA of Bufo gargarizans (Asiatic toad), 1309 nucleotides long. RefSeq names its product fucolectin-like. Bases 55 to 750 code for a protein of 231 amino acids. The record is from RefSeq and is a predicted model, not a curated record. The transcript has 7 exons. NCBI's taxonomy places the organism in Eukaryota, Metazoa, Chordata, Amphibia, Anura, Bufonidae.
AGGGAAGCGACACUGAAAGUAAUGACUCUGCUAUUAUCCGGACAUCUGGAAUAGAUGGAGAUGUUCCUGGUGGUUCUCAUAUUCAUCGUGCUGGGAGGCUUAAAGCAUGAAUCACAUGUGGAGUCUGUGGCAGUGAACGUGGCUCUACAGGGUCUCGCCUUCCAGUCCAGCACAGUCCCAGGGCAGGGUGAAGCUCACUUAGCAAUAGACGGCAACACUAAUACUGACUUUCUGAAAGGGUCCUGCAGUCAGACAACCAGCGAGUACCAGCCAUGGUGGACUGUGGACCUAAGACGUGGCUACCUAAUUGCCAAUGUCACCAUUACUAGCCAACUCAGAACCCUGACCUCUCAGGUGCCUUGGGCUGAGAUCCACGUGGGCGAGAGUCUCCAAGGCUAUGGAGUGUCUAACCCCAGCUGCUCGGUCAUCACCUCCAUGACUGCGGGUGCAACAAUGACCUUUCCAUGUAAAGGAAUGAUCGGACGAUACAUCACUCUGGUCAUACCGAACCGCAUCGAUACGCUGACCUUAUGUGAGGUUCAGGUGGCAGUCCUAAAUGUACCAGAUCUGCAGCUCGGACUAACGAUUAAAAGUGUGUCUGCUUCUGGACCAGGCCUCUUACCAAGCACAGAAACGAUUGUCCAGAUGCUCAAGGCGAAAACAAAGAUGAAGAUCAGGACACUGAGCCGGGGAAUUGACAACUUCCUACAACGAGAUAACCAAACCUGCGUCCCUAUGAGGUCUCCAUGAUCUUUCGUGCAAUUGAGGAGCAGUCAUACCCAGGACACAGCACAAGGGAGAAUGUUAGAAAAAUCCAGAUGCAAUAAAAAUAGGAAACCAACAUUCUUCUCUCCCUGUACAUAGGAUUACUGUAUGCAAAAGUAAAAAUUAAAAAGUAAAAAUAGCAUAAACUACCUUUUUAACACAUUUUCCUUCACCUUGUUUUAGCAGUAGGGUCUCAGCCCCUGGACAUACCUAUGAUGUCAGGACUGAGUUUGAUAAAGCAAGUGACCCUUAAGUAAUGCAAGAUGUGAAUGGGAUUAUUAAAAGAUCCAUUUUACUAAUACUCCAGAGCUGGUAAGGGCUCCUUGCUUCAGCUAAUAAAGGACGAGAGUCUGGGAUUCCAAUCAGGCGACCCCACCCCCACUGCGUUAGGGCUCAUGCACACAAACAUUUUCUGUGUCCGUUCCGUGUUUGGUUCUGCAUACGGUCCACAAAAAAAACAACAACCACACACAAGUUACUCCAUGUAUAGUCAGUUUCCGUAUGCCCGUUCCGCAAAAGGACAGAACACAUCCUAUUAUUGUCC